Messenger RNA from Phalaenopsis equestris, 864 nucleotides. RefSeq names its product anthrax toxin receptor 1-like. The record is from RefSeq and is a predicted model, not a curated record. Bases 1 to 711 code for a protein of 236 amino acids. The transcript has a single exon. NCBI's taxonomy places the organism in Eukaryota, Viridiplantae, Streptophyta, Magnoliopsida, Asparagales, Orchidaceae.
AUGCACACCAGAACAACCAAAUUAAAAAACAAAAAAAUAUGGUCCCAUUCAUUAACACCGACGCCUCCUUUAUUCUAUUAUCCCACGCCCCCAAAUACACAUCUUCCGUUCCCAUCUCUAUCUCUCGCAAACAGCAAUAGCCGGAAGAAAGAAAAGGUGGGGGGGAAAGCAGAAUCAACUGCUCAUCAAAUUUGCUUCUCCUACAAAAAAAAUUUAAACAACCAUGCAUCGGAGGAUUGUCCUUCUUAUCCUUCUGGCUUCCAUUCUGUUCAUCAGAGAUGCAACAUCCCAGGAUUCAUCGCAAAAGUGCACUUGCUCGCCUUGCGGCAGUCCCUGUACAAACCCAAUCCCUCCACCACCCCAACAAGAGAAUUACCCUCCCCCACCACCCACAACGCCAGAGUACUACCCACCACCAACGCCACCGCCAUCGCACCGCCAUCGCCAUCGCCACCUCCGCCAAUCCUUCCACCAUCGCCUGCACAGCCUUACUGCCCACCGCCGCCACAUCAUCCUUCACCACCAUCUCCGACCACCCCUUCUAAUCCUUGUUGUUCCCCUUCCUCAAGAUCUGCACCGUAUUUUGGUCUUAUACCACCGGGCCAGCUCUAUCCACAGGAUCCGACUUUUCUAACUUCAGCUGCUCAUCAAAGGUUAAAUGACCGAUUUUUUCUUUUUGUUGUGUUUUUCUUUAUUGUUUUGCGAUGGUGAGGUGAUGGUGGGAGCGAUGGUGGUGUUAAGGAGUUAAUUUUAACUUUGUUUACAGUAAUUUUUUUAGUAUUUUAUUCUGAUGUUGAAUAUGUUGCAAUUGUGUGGAACGAAGCUGGAGUGAAUUCGAAUAAAUAAAACUAAGCGUUAUUCAUA